Molecule: messenger RNA, 3673 nt
Organism: Poecilia latipinna (sailfin molly)
Lineage: Eukaryota; Metazoa; Chordata; Actinopteri; Cyprinodontiformes; Poeciliidae
Gene: vps52
Product: VPS52 subunit of GARP complex
Exons: 20
Coding region: 141-2312 (723 amino acids)
Biological process (GO): retrograde transport, endosome to Golgi; endocytic recycling; lysosomal transport
Cellular component (GO): GARP complex
Molecular function (GO): syntaxin binding
Source: RefSeq, a predicted model, not a curated record
CUGAAGCCACAUAACUUACAAGGUUUAAAGAAAUGUUAAAUGCUUUUUCAUGGCUGAUACCUGGAAGCGGAACGUUAGUUUGGGGGUAUUCGUGAUUUUGUUUUCCUUUCUAUCCUCUACGUUAGCAUAAAUUCGCCGCAAUGGCGGAGGGAGUACCUGCUGGUCUUAUUGAAGCCGACGUAAACACAACUGGAAACCAAACACAAAUCGCCAUGGCGUAUCUACAGGACGAGAAAACUGACGGAGACAUCACUAACCUUAACUUGGGAGAACUGGACCUGACCACUGAUGAGUUCAUCUUGGACGAAGUGGACACUCAUAUUCAGGCAAACUUGGAAGAUGAUCUUGUGAAAGAAGCUCUUAAGACGGGCGUUGACCUACGUCAGUACUCCAAGCAGGUGGAGGCGGAGCUGCAGAGGAUCGAACAGGCCUCCAUCAAAGAUUACAUUAAGGAAAGUCAAAACAUUGCUCUUCUGCACAACCAGAUCACUGCUUGUGACUCCAUACUGGAGCGAAUGGAGGGUAUGCUGAGUGGCUUUCAGAGCGAUCUUUCUUCCAUCAGCAGUGAGAUCCAGACCCUGCAGCAACAGUCAGUCAGUAUGAACGUCCGAUUGAAGAACAGGCAGGCCGUGCGCAGCCACCUCAGCCAGCUGGUGGACGAGCUGGUGGUUCCCGGAGUCAUGAUCUCCACCAUCCUGGAAAGUCCAGUGACGGAGCAGGAGUUUCUCGAGCAGCUUCAUGAGCUCAACACAAAGAUCAACUUUGCCAAAGAGCUGAGCUUCAGAGAAACGUUGGCCUGUUCCGACAUCCAGGACAUUGUUGAUCGCCUCAAACUCAAGGCGGUCUCAAAGAUCAGAGAGUUUAUUCUUCAGAAGAUCUACUCCUUCAGGAAACCAAUGACAAACUAUCAGAUCCCGCAGAAUACUCUGCUGAAAUACAGAUUUUUCUAUCAAUUUCUUUUGGCUAAUGAAAGAACCGUUGCCAAGGAGAUCAGGGACGAGUAUGUGGACACUAUGAGCAAGAUUUACUACAGUUACUUCAAGUCCUACAGUGGCCGGCUCCUGAAAGUGCAGUAUGAGGAGGUAGCAGAAAAAGAUGACCUGAUGGGAGUGGAAGAUACAGCUAAGAAAGGUUUUUUCUCCAAACCGUCUUUAAAGAGCAGGAACACCAUUUUCACUUUGGGCCAGAGGGGGACAAUACUGAGUCCAGCUGAGCUGGAGGGUCCCAUCCUGGUUCCACAUACAGCUCAGAGAGGGGACAGCAGGUAUCCGUAUGAGACGUUGUUCCGCAGCCAGCACUAUGCCCUGCUGGACAACGGCUGCAGAGAAUACCUCUUCCUGUGUGACUUCUUCAUGGUGACCGGAAACUCGGCCCUCGACCUUUUCAACUGCAUCAUGGGGAAAACUCUCAGCAUGUUCCUGAAGAGCAUGUCCACCUACGUGUCAGACUGCUACGACAGCAUCGCUAUCUUUCUCUGCAUCCAUAUCAUCCUCCGAUUCAGAGCCAUCACAGCCAAGAGGACCAUCCCUGCUCUUGACAAGUUCUGGGACGCCGUGUUAGAGCUGCUGUGGCCGAGGUUUGAACUCAUUCUGGAGAUGAACAUCCAGAGCAUCAGAAACACGGACCCUCAGAAACUGGGAGUGCUGGACACCAGACCACACUACAUCACUCGGCGGUAUGCAGAGUUCUCCUCCGCCAUCGUGAGCAUCAAUCAAACAUUUCCUAAUGAGAGGACCAACGCUCUGCUGGGCCAGCUGCAGGUUGAGGUUGAAAACUUUGUGCUGAAGAUGGCAGCAGAGUUUCCCUCCAGGAGAGAUCAGCUGAUCUUCCUCAUCAACAACUACGACAUGAUGCUCAGUGUCCUGAUGGAGAGGGCAGCAGAUGACAGUAAAGAGGUGGAAAGUUUUCAACAGUUGCUCCUUGCUAGAACGCAGGAGUUUAUCGAGGAGAUUCUGUCUCCUCCCUUUGGGGGGAUGAUUGCCUUUGUGAAGGAGGCUGAGGCACUGAUGGAGAAAGGGCAGCUAGAUCGACUGAAGAAUGAAGAAGCUCGGAUUACUCAGCUGGUCCGAGGGUUUUCCAGCACCUGGAAGCAGUCGGUGGAGUCGAUGAGUCAAGACGUCAUGAGGUCCUUCACUAACUUUAAAAAUGGAACCAGCAUCAUACAGGGCGCUCUGACUCAACUCAUCCAAUACUACCACGGCUUUCAUAAGGUUCUGAACCAGCCGACGUUCCGCAGCCUGGCCGUCCGCUCAGAGCUCAUCAACCUCCACCAUCUCAUGGUCGAGGUGAAGAAGCACAAACCCAACUUUUAACGAGUGGGAGGGUCGCUAAAACGCUGAGCUGCAACCUGGAAAUGAUGGCCCCUCUGAGCUCACUUCGUCAUUCCUCUUUCAGACUCACUGAAGUCUGACAGGCCUCAGUCUUUCUUUUUUUUUACACGUGUGAAACCAGUUGCAACACAGAUUCCAGAGGAGGUUUCAUCUCCAUGUCUGACUGUUCAUCAUUGAACUUUUGCAUAUAUUCCUCUGAAGAAACUGCAAAAUACACAUUUUGUGCCUGUGAACCUGGAAAAUGAAAAACUUUCAUUUAAACAUCACCAAAAAGUCCCCCGAUGGAUAAACUACCAAUAUUUUCAGCCAGUUGCUAAAUCUGUAAGUUUAAACCAUCUUCCAAAUUUCGAUUAAAGAGGAAUUAAUUUGCAAUUAUGAAACACUGGAAGGACUUUACUGUGACAGCAAAUGGACGUUUGUGUGACUGAAAUUAGGGAUUCAGUUAUUUUGUGGAUGUAUAUGAAGGAUUUUCUCCAGAAAAAGCCCACAGUCUUGCUCUCUUAACAUGGAAGAAACACUUGCAUUUAUUUGUGAUUUAUAACACUGCACUAAGUAGAGAAAAGCCCCUUCUAACCCUUAAGGAAGGUGCUUUUUUUCAUGUCAGUAAAUCCUAUUGUUAUAGGAUUGAAUGUAAAGGUCAAGGAGCAUCUCUUAUCUAUGUUCAGAAAGAUAAGAGACCUUUGGAUUUUACCCCCUAGAAGCAUUAAUCUUUGGAAAAACCCAACUGCUUUCAUCAACACGUCUAUUAGUCCCAGCCUGCUCCCAUUCCUUACUUGUCAACAACAUAUUUAAUAUCUUGAUGAAUUAUAGACAGAAACUGCUCAAAUCUCAUGUGAUUUAACCAUGUAAUAUUUUCUGAAGAUCUGAUUUUCCAACCUUUUUUAAUGAACAUGAUUCUGAUCCCUCGGGACCCUGACCAAGCCAAAAUAUCUUAAAUUCAAAAUAAUAUAUUAUCAAACCACAGAUUCCUAUGACUAUGAGACAAUCUUUUUUUUUUUUGUCAAAGUGGAUAUGAAACAUCUAAAAAGCAGGUGAAAUUGGCUUUAUUUAAAAAGAUAACAGAAGAACCAGCAAAAAUAUACAAAAAGGCAAAUGGAGAAAGACUACCAGUAACCAUUUACUAAACCUGAUUUGUUCACAAAGAGCAAGCCGAUAACUUGGAGGAUGUAUUGGGUUUCAGUGUGAAGGAAGUCCUGGACGAAAAGAUUAUUCAAGUUGCAGCAUGUCUUUGUUUCUUUGUCCUUUGUGUUGCAUCGUUUCCUGUGAACGUGUGUAUUAAGCCAUUCCCAUGUAACCUAACUGAAUGAGUUAAAAAUGAAUAAAGAACAAAAAAGGUUUUUUUU